GACCUAAUAGGCACGUACGCAUUGUACGGCUGCCUUGGAGCCAAAGACUCUUCUCUUUUCCUGCUCAACGGGGAAAGGGGAGCGCUCCUUCACGCGCUCUCAUGGCGGCGGCGGUGGCGUCGAUGGCGGCGGCGAGUAGCGCCCGGCAUUCCAAGCGCGAUGGCGGUGGUGGGUGUGGGAGGGUCGUGCUGUGCAGCCCUGGGUGAGCCGCACGGCACCGCGCGGCGCCCUUUUCUGGUGGCCUGAACGAUCGAUCGAGGAAUCACUCUCGUGUAGUUGGAACUAUCGAUUCGUACAAUGCUGCGCUCGGCGAAGUUAUUACCUUUGUGCAAGGGCGCGAGGAACUGGCUCGUCGCUGGGACUGUGUAUGGACCGAAAGCCACUGGAGAUGCUAGCAACAGUGACGAUAACAGGCGAGACGAGGCACCCGACUCCAGGGGCUACGAGAACAGAGCUCCACCGUAUAACAGGCAUGGACGUUCUGCCAACAAAGACAUACACACGCAUUCGAGCGAGCCGUCGGCAACAAAGAAGUUUGCUCCAAGAGACACCGCCUUUCGCCAGAACUUUCCACGCCCGAAUCACGCUAGAGGAUAUCCUGAGCUCGGGCAAACCGAUGGACUUGCAAGCGUUGGGAGAUACUCCGUGGAGUACAAGUCCUCGGGGAGUAGCGAAGUCAAGAAAACUACCAAGGCCUCGCCUCAGUCGUCGAGCAACGAGCCAAAGACCUCAACGUUUGCAAAGGCCAGCGGUGUCGAGCAGGAAGAUGCGAACGCGAGGAACUCAUCCGAGACAAUGUCUUGCACUUUCAGCAGCGAGCCUGUGGAAGCUCCGGCUGCAGUCCCCGUCUUUGGCAGCGUUCCUUCCCUCGGAGACCUCAACGACUUUGAGAAGCCGGUCCUAUCGUUCCAGCCGUCCGAGCUGCGGAGAGAUACUUCCUUCGAGUCCGCAAAGACAGUUCCAGCAUUUUCGGCCCCCGAGCUACAGAAGGAUGCUGCUACUACUCCAAGUUUCACUCCCGCCUCGAGUGCUAGCAACGCAGAACCUUUCGUCCCCAGGCCGAGCUCGGCAGCGUCCUCGGACUCUUCUCUAAGCUCCACCGAAGUCACCCGGACUAAACCAGUAGCAGUAGCAGCAGCUACAAGCCGCAACAGCGAUUCAACAGUUAGCAGCACUACUCACACAUCAUCAACAGCAACUAGCAGCACUACACCGUCGACGAACUCUAGCAACUUUCACAGGAAGAGCGGUGGCCAGGCGAAACACGGCCACCACCACCAUAGGAACAACAGGUCUAACAGCAGCGAGAGCCACCGCCUGGUGGCCCGCGUCUGCGGCAUUCUAAACCAGCACGGCUGGGGAGACGAGACCGUGCGAGCUCUAGCCGGACUCAACGCCAACUUAAACGCGUACCAGGUGAACGAGAUCCUCAAGCAGCAAAAGGAGGCCGGGGUGGCGUACAACUUCUUCAUCUGGGCCAGGAAGCAAGCCGGCUUCAAGCACGACGUCCACACUUACACCACCAUUCUCGGCAUCCUCGGCCGCGCAAAGAGCUUUGACGUUCUCAACAAUCUCCUCGACGAGAUGAUCCGGGAAGGCUGCGAGCCAAACGUGGUGACUUACAACCGGCUCAUCCAUUGCUACGGCCGGGCCAACGAUCUCGACUCGUCGCUCAAGCUGUUCAACGUGAUGCAGAUGGUUGGCUGCGAGCCGGACCGUGUGACUUACUGCACGCUCAUCGAUCUCCAGGCCAAGGCCGGCUUCCACGACGCGGCCAUGGAUCUCUACCGCCAGAUGCAGCACGCCGGCUUCCGGCCGGACACGUUCACCUACAGCAUCAUCAUCCACUGCCUCGGCAAGGCCGGGAAGCUCAACGCGGCCUACAAGCUCUUCUGCGAGAUGACUGACCGCGGCUACGCUCCCAGCCUGGUGACUUACAACAUCAUCAUCGACCUCCACGCGAAAGCUGGCAAGUUUGACAUGGCGCUCAAGCUCUACUCGGAUCUCCAGGAAGUCGGCUACGCUCCGGACCGGGUCACGUAUGGGAUCAUCAUGGAAGUUCUCGGGAACUGCGGCCACAUCGAGGACGCGGAGCAAGUUUUCGAGGAGAUGGAGCGAGCCGGCUGGGUGGCGGACAACCCGAUCUUCGGGCUCAUGGUGGAUAUGUGGGGUAAGACGGGCAACGCCGAGAAGGCCGCGCAGUGGUUUAACCGGAUGCUCGACUCGGGCCUCCAGCCAAACGUCCCGGCUUGCAACUCACUCCUCAGCGCCUACCUGCGCUCCAGCUUCUACGACGCCGCCGGCGGCGUGCUGGGCGGCAUGGCCAAGUGGGGGCUCUACCCGACGCUGCAGACGUACACGUCGCUGCUGAGCAGCUGCGCGGCGUGCCGCGCGGCGUGGGAGUACGACGCGCUGUUCGGCCUCAUGGGCGGGACCGGCCACCCGGCCCACCCGUUCGUCUGCUCGCUACUGGCCUCGGGCGGUACCGCCGGCGGCGCGGUCGUCGGGCUCCCGUACGGGGCCGACGUCCGCGCGGUGUACGGCACGCGUACCGCAGAGAUGGUGGUGGGCAUCCGCUGCUUCUUCGACGCGAUGCAAUUCGAGGAGCUGGAGAGCCGGCGUGGCUUCGCGGACUCGCUCAUCGACUUCCUCCACCGUGCGGGCAAGGCGGUGGCGGCGGGCAGCGUGUGGGAGGUGGCGGCGGAGAAGAACCUCUACCCCAACGCGGUGCGAGAGAAGGCGCCGCAGUACUGGUCCAUCAACCUCCACGUCAUGUCCACGGGCACCGCGCUGGUGGCGCUGGCCAGGACGCUGGCGAUGUUCGCGGAGGCGGUGGUGCGUACGGGGGCGGCGCCGUACAGGAUCGACAUCAUCACCGGGUGGGGGCGGCGGAGCCGGGUGCCCGGCGCGUCGCUCGUCAAGCAGGCGGUGGAGGGGAUGCUGCGAUCGCUCAACUCGCCGUUCCACCUGGAUGGGUUGAAUGUGGGGUGCUUCGUCGGGCAGGGGCCGGCGCUGGCGGAGUGGCUCAAGAUGGUGCCGCUGGAUCUCCACCAGCACCACCAGGGCAAGUUUGCGUGAUUUUGGGAUAGCAGGGAAGGGAUGGGAUGGGAUUCUAAUUUAUGGGAGGAGAGGAGGGCUCUUCUUUCUCCUCCUCCAAGAACAACAUUCUUCUCUCACGCGGGUGUGCGUGGUUUUGGAUUUGUCAUCUUUGGAAAUUCGUCCUUCACCUUGAUUAGAAA
Molecule: messenger RNA, 3239 nt
Organism: Selaginella moellendorffii
Lineage: Eukaryota; Viridiplantae; Streptophyta; Lycopodiopsida; Selaginellales; Selaginellaceae
Product: pentatricopeptide repeat-containing protein At1g18900
Exons: 2
Coding region: 298-3078 (926 amino acids)
Molecular function (GO): protein binding
Source: RefSeq, a predicted model, not a curated record